Dermochelys coriacea (leatherback sea turtle) is the source of this 945-nucleotide messenger RNA. RefSeq names its product olfactory receptor 52E4-like. The record is from RefSeq and is a predicted model, not a curated record. The transcript has 2 exons. Gene Ontology annotation, cellular component: membrane. Gene Ontology annotation, biological process: G protein-coupled receptor signaling pathway. The coding region runs from base 1 to 945 and encodes 314 amino acids. NCBI's taxonomy places the organism in Eukaryota, Metazoa, Chordata, Testudines, Dermochelyidae. Gene Ontology annotation, molecular function: olfactory receptor activity; G protein-coupled receptor activity.
AUGUCAGAUUCCAACACAACUGACUUCACCAACCCCUCCACCUUCAUCCUGCUGGGCAUUCCUGGCUUGGAGGUGGCCCAUCUGUGGAUCUCCAUCCCCUUCUCUGCAAUGUACACCAUAGCCGUCUUGCGGAACUUCUCCAUAGUGUUCAUCGUGAAGAGGGAACCGAGCCUCCAUGAGCCCAUGUACUAUUUCCUCUGCAUGCUGGCUGUCACCGACCUGAUCCUGUCCAAGUCCAUCUUGCCCAAAACGCUGAGCAUCUUCUGGUUCAAUUCCAGGGAGAUCGAUUUCAGUGCCUGCCUCACCAUGUACUUCAUUCACUGCUUUGCAGGGAUGGGGUCUGCGAUCUUCGUGGACGUGGCUUUGGAUCACUACAUGGCCAUCUACCAUCCCCUGAAACAUUCCACCAUCCUGACAAACCCUGUGGUAGCCAAGAUUGGCCGGGCCAUGGUUCUGCGCAGCAGCAUAUUUGUACUGCUCUAUCCCAUCCUGGCAAGGCAAUGGACAUACUGCAGAAUCACCAUCAUCCCCCACACAUACUGCGAGCACAUGGCCAUCAUGAAGCAGGCCUGCGCUAACAUUCGCGUCAGUAUUUACUACGGCCUCUUUUUGAUAGUCUCUGGGAUGGGUCCGGAUAUGCUUUUUAUCACUGUGUCCUAUAUCCAGAUCCUCAGGGCCAUCUUCAGCCACCCCAGAAAGGACUCUUGGCUCAAGACUUUUGGGACUUGCAUCUCCCACCUCUGUGCCAUCUUAACCUUUUACGUCCCAGCUCUCUUCUCUUUCCUCAGACAGCGGUUUGGCUGCAAUGUGUCCCUGUAUUUCCACGUUCUCAUGGCCAACAUGUGCCUCCUGGUGCCCCCCAUGCUAAACCCCAUCAUUUACGGGGUGAGGACCAAACAGAUCCGGGAUAGGCUGCUCUGGCUCUUUACUCAUAAAGGUAUCUAA